UAUGAUGACGUUAUGUUUUGGGCGGCCUGCUGUCUAGCCUAUUUCGGGUUCUUACGUUCAUGCGAAUUUACUGUCCCGAAUGGUGCCACGUUCUCGCAAGCCUUACAUCUCUCCGUCCACGACAUCGCUGCUGACCAACGGGUGGCUCCUUCUAGGAUCCAAGUGAACAUUAAAGUGUCCAAAACUGAUCCUUUCCGUCAAGGUUGUAUCCUCACGUUGGGACAAGGCCGCUCCCCUUUGUGCCCGGUGGAAGCGAUGCUGAAUUUCCUGGAACUACGGGGCGGCUCGGCUGGUCCAUUGUUCAUUAGGUCAAAUGGUGUUCCUUUGACUAGGACCUAUUUAUCGGAACGGUUACCUCGGUUGCUAAGCGACGCGGGAAUUCCUGGCAAUUUUAGCAGUCACAGUUUUCGCAUUGGUGCUGCCACGUCCGCCGCUUUGGCAGGUGUUCCCAAUCACCUGAUCCAAACAUUAGGACGGUGGUCCAGCGCCGCAUACUUGACAUACAUUUGGACACCACAUAGCUUGUUAUCCAAUUUAACAAAGAGUUUAUGUUAA
This is a messenger RNA of Paramuricea clavata, 555 nucleotides long. NCBI's taxonomy places the organism in Eukaryota, Metazoa, Cnidaria, Anthozoa, Malacalcyonacea, Plexauridae. The record is from the annotation of a GenBank genome assembly.